This is a messenger RNA of Ceratitis capitata (Mediterranean fruit fly), 3907 nucleotides long. It is a transcript of the gene Cals, whose product is annotated as calsyntenin-1. Bases 515 to 3577 code for a protein of 1020 amino acids. The transcript is spliced from 9 exons. Gene Ontology annotation, molecular function: amyloid-beta binding; X11-like protein binding; kinesin binding. Gene Ontology annotation, biological process: positive regulation of synapse assembly; positive regulation of synaptic transmission; homophilic cell-cell adhesion. Gene Ontology annotation, cellular component: postsynaptic membrane; cell surface. Lineage: Eukaryota; Metazoa; Arthropoda; Insecta; Diptera; Tephritidae. The record is from RefSeq and is a predicted model, not a curated record.
GUACUCAGUAACGAAUACAUAUGGAUUUCUACAGCUCUAGAUUUCGCCCUCCGCUAUAUAUUUUCAUACAGCAUAGUAGCGAUUCAUGGAGUCAAAGAUACGCCGAUAUGUAUAAAAUAAUAUCACAAAAAUAGUGUCAGCAACAAUGCAUGAGGAAUAUUAAUUACGAAAAUUAAAGGAGAUUGCGGGGAAAAAAUAAUUAUUAUACAAUAUUAAAGGAAUAGUGAUAGUGAUUAAAAUUUUAGUUUUUUCUUCUCAAAUGGAGAAUAUACUGAACGAAUAGAAUGCUACAUGUAGAUAUAUAUUAAAAAUUUUGUAUUUUGAGACAUCAAAAAAAUUUAUAAAUUGUGGUAGAUUGUUUUUCGGUAUUGUGCUGUACUGAAGGAGUUGAGUUGUUUGCUUACAUUAAAGGAAAAUUUCCUAUGGAUCGUGGUUCAGUGUAUUAAAAUAAAAUAGAAGUAUACAUUUCCAAAAAAAAAGAAAAACUACCACCCAUAAGAAGAGGAGCUCAAAAAUGUUGAACGGAAUGAGCAUUAUAAGUAAGAUGUGUAUGACGUUCUACUUGCUGCUGUUAUGUUGCGGGUUGAUAACCGGAUCGUCGCAUACAUCCCUUAAAUAUCAAAUAAGCUCAUCCAUUGAAAACGACGAUGAUUACUUAUCUCAGAAAGAAAAUGUUUUGGAGAAAUCCUAUCAUGGGUUAAUACGUGAAAAUGAAACUUUAGUUGAAAUAACACCACUAAUAAAAGUAGAUGAGCAAAAAAUUUGCAAUUUUCGCAUAAUAAAGAAACCAUAUCAUGAAAUACCUUUUCUGGUGUGUAUAAGAUAUAUUUCCUUUAAUUUAAUAAAUUGCAACCAUGUGUUUGCGUAUUUUCAGAUCGAAUUAGUAAACAAUUUAGGGAUUCUAAAGGUACGCCGGACUUUGAAUUGUGAAAAGCGAAAGAGUUAUCAUUUUGAGAUAAUGGCUAUUUUCUGCGAUGGAACCCACUCAGGCACGGCCAAUGUCCAUAUAACAGUUAUUGAUAUUAAUGAAUACGCACCAACAUUUUUGCAGCCUUCAUAUGUUACUGCGGUCGACGAAGGACGCCUAUACACGGAGAUUAUCCGUGUGGAGGCGAAGGACAAGGACUGCACACCCUUAUUUGGGGAUGUUUGUAAAUAUGAAAUCCUCAACAAUGAUCAACCUUUUAUAAUUGAUAAUGAAGGAUCUAUAAAAAAUUUCGAGCCGUUAUCGCACAAAGCCUCACAUAAUCAUAUUUUGUCAGUGGUUGCUUACGAUUGUGCCAUGAAGGAGUCGGCGCCAAUUUUGGUGAGCAUUAAAGUCCGUCGAGUUUGUGAGGCGAAAUUCUUGGGAAUUCCGGAACGUAUAGACUAUGUGGCGUCGUCGGCAGAAAGCGUGUUCCUGUUUCCAAAUGCGCGUCUUGAACUCUGCGACAUGUUUUGCAGCACUCGUAACUUGAACAUACACACAUCUGUUGCCUUGAAGACAAAACACAUUUCUUUCGGUUGUGAUCGUGAUAUCAAUAAUUGCUCAACUAGGCUCUCGCUCAUUAAUUUGCUGCCUCGCAAUUCGGAAUGGACGAAGGAUCUAAACUAUGACGAAGGCUUCGAGCCUGUCUUUCACUUCGAUGGAUCAACAGGUGUAAUCGUACCCGAUUCAGUAAUUACUCACCACGACUUUUCGACACGUCCUUUCAGUAUAGUGACAAUUUUCAGACACUUCAGCGUUCCCACGAAUAAUAAACACAUUAAGGAGCACAUAAUUUGUACCGCUGAUGAUCACAAAAUGAACCGGCAUCACAUGGCAUUGUUUGUUCGGAAUUGUAGGUUGAUUUUACUAUUGCGUAAAAAUUUCAACGAAGGUGAUCUAAAUAUAUUCAGUCCGGCUGAGUGGCGCUGGAAGAUACCACAGGUCUGUGACAACGACUGGCAUCACUAUGUGCUUAAUGUUGAUCAAAUGGCUAAGGUAGAGUUGUAUAUUGAUGGUGUACGAUUUGAAAGUUCUGUUGAGGAUCGCCACAGCAAUCCCGAAGUGAUAGACGAUUGGCCGUUGCAUGCUGCACAUGAUGUUAACACAAGACUGGCGGUUGGUGCCUGCUAUCAAAGUUCGGAGAACCGUUUGAAACAUGGAUUUAAUGGAGACAUUUCUGAGAUUAAAGUAUCGUUGAAUUCUUUACUUUCAAUGGAAGACGUGCGCUGCGGAGCGAAUUGUGCUGAACAUUUACUUCCACCACCCGAAGGCUUGCAAGAAGCUGAUUCGCAGAUCUUAAUCAAUGCACAAAUGAAUGAAAUUUACAUAGAAGGACAAAACAAGAUUAAUGUAGAAAAAUUGCUUCAGAAAAUUCAAUAUAUUAACACUAAAAACAAUCCCACGAUUGGCCGGCGAAAUAUUGAGGUUCGCACUACUAUGAUGUGCAUUAACCAAAGUUCCACACGUCUUCCCACAAUUGAAACAUACAUAAUGGUUAAUGAGCCCAAUCAGUUGAUACUGCCGGAACAAGCAUUUGACAGUAGUCUUGUUUCCUAUAAUAGUGCCAUGAAUGCCGGUGAAUUUAAAUUAACGUUGGUCACCGCCUCUCCAUUUUCUAAGUCUUCACUUAUAAGUAGCAGGCCUAAUGAUAUAGCCGACCAGAUGCCGCACAAGCUUACAGUAAUUAAUAUUGGGGAAAAGGCAAAAAUUGUAAUCAAUGGUAACACAAACAACUUAGUUUCAUAUCCGGAAAUAAAACGCGGUGUACACAUCCUUGGCAAAAUAAAUAUAACUGUUGUUAAUGAAAACAAUAAAAUCUUGCCAAGCAUGCAAAAUUUAGACUCCUGUAGUGUCAUCGUGUUUCCAUCGUUAAAUCCUGAUCAUGAGGAAAUUCAAGUGGAUGGCGAUGAGUCACUUUCUUCAACAUUAGAAAUUAAGACUAACAUCAAUAAAGACGGUGUUGAAAUGAUUGGAAAUGAUGCCAUUUUCAAUUAUUUAGAUGUCUUGAAUGCACUGGUUUACAGUAAUAAAAAACCGGCUUAUUAUCUGAACCGUGUAUUCAAAUUAUCUUGCACACAGUUGAAUUCGGAAUUCAAGAACCAAGAAUUUACACUCACUUUGACGGUGUUACAUCCCAAACAACUACUUAAGACAACCACAGCGCCAACAUCGAAAGUAGUUGCAUCGGAGAGCUCACCAUAUGGGAUUAAUAGUGUAAAUGGUGGUACGUCGGGACCGACAUAUCAAGAUAACAGACUCUUCGCUCAUGCAAUGAUACAUUCUCACGACGUACAAGAGCCUAAAGUACAUGUUAAUUCUAUUCUUCAUAAAGCUGAGAACUCACAUCCGACAAUGUUAAUUGUUUUGAUUUGUGCAUUUUUGGUAUUCUUGUUAUGUGGUGUAUCCAUUGCUCGUUUAAAAAAUAACAAUCUCAAAUAUUCGAAUAGACAUCAGCAUUGUCCGAAGAUUGCUGAUGAGAGCUUAGUCUGGGACGAUUCUGCGUUGACGAUCACUAUAAAUCCAAUGCAAGCAGAAAUAGCUUCUGAAGAUAGCUCAGAUUCUGAAAACUCUGAUUCUGAAGAUGAAGAAGGUAACAAAUUUCUUAAGUGAUAAAAUUAACUAGUACUUGGUUUAUUGAAGCACCAAUACUAAUCAAGAAUUAGUCGCUGGCGUAUGACAUAAAAGUAAUGUUAAUAAGAACGCAAUAUUAUGCAGAAGCUCAUGAAAAUAGGUUUUGUUAAAAGCUCGUAUAACUUUAUCUAACCUCUAUUCUAUAUUUUACGUUUGUAGCAUAUUCAUAAUCGUAGAGCAUUUAAAAUGUAGAAUUGUUUUCAAUUUCGAAAAGCCUGUUAGAACCUCACUAUAACUACCAUAAAAACACUCUAUUAGUAGGACUAACUUUAUUAUGAAUGUUGUUAUGAAUAAAUAUAUUUCACUGUA